CUGUUCCAGAGGUUCGUAAAGGCAACACGAGUAGCCGUUUUGAACUGUAGCGGAAAUGUGGGAGCAGGGACUGUGGUCGUGACAGUGAGGCGAACAGCAGAUUUGUGAAGACAGACAUGGUUAACAGUGGUGUGAUGGCUGCACUUCUGCUCCAGCUGUCAUGACUCCUCUCAUCUGGAUGCUCACAUGGCUGCCUCAGAUCCUGUCAGCUAUGAGUGAACUGCCCCCGGCUGUCAACCUUACCCUGACCCGAAGCCAUAUGUUGAAGUGGCAGCCAGGACCAGGAACCCCCGCUGGAGUGCACUACAAUGUCACUAUUAUCACUGACAAGCGAACAUCCUGGGUGCCAGUGGCUGGCUGUGAGCAUGUCCACAACCCUCUGGUUUGUGACCUCACAGGUGCUUUUUUCGACGAAAGAGAACUCCACUUUGUCCAGGUUAUGACAGUGCAGAAAGGAAAGGCCUCACAAGCAGUGAUACAUCCAGGAUUUAUACCCCUCGAAGACACUUGGAUGGACCUGCCACACCUGACUGUGGCACCCUGUGGCAGGAAUCUUUGUGUGGACCUUCAUCCCCCCACGGAGCACAGAAGAAAGAUCUAUGACACACUCAGUUAUAAACUCAAGAUUGAAUGCAACAGUGCAGAAAGAGCCACGUUUUUCAAGGACAUUAAGUCCCUGAGAAGAGAGAUUUUGGAGGACCUGGCCCCUGGCAGACAGUACUGCGUCUCUAUCUGCAUUGUGGAUACACUUGACUCCAAGGCAUCCAACUACAGUCAACCUGUGUGUUCUUCCACCUUUGGCAUCUAUUCUGCAGACCCGUGGCGCUCAGCUGUAGUCUGUAUAUUGCUGAUGUUAGCUGUGGGUAUCGUGGCCUUGCUGGUGGUUACUGGUUUCAUCUGUCUGAAAAGGAGACCACUACCACGGGUCCUGACAUCUUUCAAUCAUGUUGAAGGGGUUAUGGAAGUUGUUCCCUGCAGCACGUCUCUCCCUUCUUUUUUGAAUGCUAAGCCAACACUCAUCUCUUCAGGCAAAAAGAGAAGCAACCAGUCAUCAGAUGAGAGUGACGUGGAAAGUGGAACAGAAAGCCAUGAUGGUUGCAGAGGAAAUUAUUUCCUGCAAGUGGGCUCAUCAUCUUUGUCAGCCCCCUUGUCUCCAGAGCCUGAACCACAGCUCAGUAUCUUCUCAAACCAAAUAUCAGACUUCAGUUCACAGCCUGAAGUCUCACAUUCCAGUGCUGGACUGAACCAUACACAGAGCACAGUCACAGACAGUUGGACGGCAGGAAUAAAAGACACAGAUAAGGAGAAGAAGGUGGUGAGAAAGACAGACAACCAGGAUGUGAAUCUCCACACAUUAACCUUUGGCAGGAAUGAGGAGAAGGAGAAGGAAUCUCAUCCAGACCUGGUACAGGUCGAGCCACAGUCUCACUCAGCCUCAGAGGAGAACAACAUCAGUCCAAUUCAACCCUCACAAACUUGGCAUACCAAGGAUGUGGCCAUAGAAACAGUUUCCUGCUCUUCUAAUGAAGAGGAGGAAGAGGAGCACUCUGGAUAUAUGGGGCGUCCAAGCACAGAUGUCUUGCGGAAUUUAUGGUAGAAGUCUGCAAGUUUCCCAUUUGGAAGCUUGAAGUCUUUUCAGAAUUUCAUAAUGUGUUCAAUCGAAAGAAAGACUUGCACUGGUCUAAAUUCUGAUAUGGACAACUGAUUUUUGGUGAGUAAUUCUCGUUAGGACGGAUGUACUGCACUCACACUGAGCCAGUCCAGCACCAAACAGUACACUUUGAAGUAAAGUAACAAUUCCUUAGAACAGUACCUCACAUACUUUAUGAUUUUUAAGUUUAAGUUUUUUUCAGAGCCGUCAACAAAUAUCGAACUAGAAUGGUAAAUGGUUGUAUUUAUAUAGCGCUUUCUAGUCUUGAUGACCACUCAAAGCACUUUACAGUACAGUUUGCUAUUCACCCAUUCUUGCUUAAGUACACUUUGACAUGCAGAUGGACAAGACAGGGAUCGAACUGUCGACCUUUUGGUUGGAGGAUGACCGCUCUAUCCCUCAGCCUCAGCUGCCCUGGAAUGGCACUCAGUAGAGCAGUUACCUCCACCAAGUGUCAAAUUGCACACUUUCAUAGAUACCAGUCCAUUGAAUAUGCCAAAAAAACUUUUAUCUUGAAUCCACCCCUUUGUCUGGAUCAGCACCAAAAUUGAAUGGGUCCCAUGUCUCAUCAUUCCACCAAGUUUUGUGGGAAUCUGUUGUGUAGUUUUUGUGUAGUCCUGCAGACAAACAAACCAAUGCACAUUGGCAAAUGCAUAACCUCUUUGGCUGAGGUCAAGAUGGGCUUAGUCCAGGGGUAACAACUUGAAAUGUUGCCUCUUGUUGACUCACAUGGGAAAUUUAUUUUCACUUUUACAAGCGCUAGCACUCGUACUAGCAUGAGGUCUAAGAUUCAUGUUUAUUAUUGCUCUACCGCUUCAGUAUUACAUUCCUUAUUCCAUAGCAUUUACUGGAGUUAUAACUGGGGCCCAUAAGCUCAGUCUAUACAAACACAUCCAAUCACAUACACUGAAUUUCACCUUUUUCAUUUAGAGAAACACUUAACUUUGUGUCAAACCGUUCUCUUUGAACUUCCAGAAGUGCUGUUUUACUUACUCUGUGUUGGCAGCUGAUAUAUUUUAUAAUGUUUUGAGUUAAUGACUGAUAAUGCUUUUGCUGUUUUCACAUCAACCUUAUACAUCAGACAGCUGAGUUCUCUGUCACAUUCUUGGAAGUAGAAUUUGUAUUAGAAAGCUGGAUAAUACACCACCUCCCAUGAGCGAUGCUGAAAAUAUAUUGUAUCAUGUUUGCAGCAGCAGCUGUAGGACUAACUUGAAAAGGGAAAACUGUUUUUUUCCCUUAUAGCUAAGAUUCCACAGCAAAUGUCAGACUUAGGUUUCAGUUCCAGCCAACGUUGAGAAAACAUUUUAUGUCAUUUUAACUUUUGUUUUGUUACGUACAUACAUCACCAUGCUUCUUGUUAACUGAGUUGAGGUAGGUAUACUGAACAACAAUUUCCUUAUGUGUAUUAGUGUCAAUAUCACUGAUGACUGAUCAAUGUGCACUAGACAUUGCAUUUCAAAGAAAAGGUCAAUAAAGAGGAAUAGUUGUGAGCAAAAGGAGAAUUUAUGUCUCCAGAAUAUGUAUCUGAAUUGAUCUCAAGCUGAAAACAAUUUGCUGCUAUAAUUGAUUAUUAUCAAAAAAAUGCCAUUUUUGAUGCUUUGAUUAUUUUUUAAUGGAUUAAUCAUAUGGUAAUUGUCAUGGUUAGUGUGCAAUCAUUACCAGUGAACUUUGUGAAGUUACACAUUGCAGUAGGAUACAUGUAUUAUGACUAUAACAUGUGUCAUGAUGCUUGUAUCGGUAUGCCUCAUCUAACAGUAUAUUCAAAUUCCCAAACUGAAAAUUGCAUUUUUGAUAUUGACUGUAAAAUCCUGCCAUCCUUUAAAUUUAACGUGCAUAAAUAGUCAGUGUAUCCUGUUACUCAUUCUUAAGCUGUGC
Paralichthys olivaceus (Japanese flounder) is the source of this 3526-nucleotide messenger RNA. Its product is annotated as interferon alpha/beta receptor 2-like. Gene Ontology annotation, biological process: cytokine-mediated signaling pathway. Gene Ontology annotation, molecular function: protein binding; cytokine receptor activity. Lineage: Eukaryota; Metazoa; Chordata; Actinopteri; Pleuronectiformes; Paralichthyidae. Gene Ontology annotation, cellular component: plasma membrane. The record is from RefSeq and is a predicted model, not a curated record.